This is a messenger RNA of Neogale vison (American mink), 2546 nucleotides long. RefSeq names its product potassium voltage-gated channel interacting protein 2 (gene KCNIP2). Bases 247 to 1239 code for a protein of 330 amino acids. Gene Ontology annotation, cellular component: voltage-gated potassium channel complex. Gene Ontology annotation, molecular function: calcium ion binding; potassium channel regulator activity. The transcript has 7 exons. Gene Ontology annotation, biological process: regulation of potassium ion transmembrane transport. Lineage: Eukaryota; Metazoa; Chordata; Mammalia; Carnivora; Mustelidae. The record is from RefSeq and is a predicted model, not a curated record.
CUUUCCUGGUGGGGGCGGGCACGGGGGCCUUCGGGAACGUGGGGUGGGAGCACUUGCCUGGGGACUUGAUGUUGGGAGCUGGGCAGGACUGAAAUAGGGCCAUGGACAAAGCCUUAGCUAAGGUCUACCGGGAGCAGUGUAGGGGUGGGGUCUGGAUGGGCUUGGCUGGAGCUGGGCGGGGCAUGGCUCAAGCAUGGCUGGGGUAGGCGGGGAUUGGCUGGAGGGAAGGAUCUGGGCGGGGCAAGUAUGGGGCUGAGGCGAUGGGGUGUGGGGCUGCAGUGGGGAAAGGCCCGGAGCUUGGACCCUCAGACGCUUCCUCUUGAACCCGGUUUCUCUACCCCUCCCUUUCUGGGACGAAGAUGGGGCUGGAGGCCUUCCCCUUCAACCAGGUCAAGGGCCCAGGGGCCAGCGAUGAGUCGGACCCGUGGCUCUGGGGCCAGGCCUGCCGAUGGGUCCAGCCAACUGAUAGACCUGGAAGCUAACCAGCGUCUUCUCUUUGCCUUGAUAUUCGGGGUCCAGGGAAUUGGCAGGCUGAUCUCUGGUGUUAGAGUUGGGGAGGAUGGGUGGGUCGGUGAUUUUGAAGAGGGUUCAUGGAGGCCGGGCCUGAGGCGCGGCUGUCCCCCUCUCCCCCCACACUGCCCCCCUGCAGACAGCGUGGAGGAUGAGUUUGAACUGUCCACGGUGUGUCACCGGCCAGAGGGUCUGGAGCAGCUGCAGGAGCAAACCAAAUUCACGCGCAAGGAAUUGCAGGUCCUGUACCGGGGCUUCAAGAAUGAGUGUCCCAGCGGAAUUGUCAAUGAGGAGAACUUCAAGCAGAUUUACUCUCAGUUCUUUCCUCAAGGAGACUCCAGCACAUAUGCCACUUUUCUCUUCAAUGCCUUUGACACCAACCAUGAUGGCUCUGUCAGUUUUGAGGACUUUGUGGCUGGUUUGUCGGUGAUUCUCCGGGGAACCAUAGAUGACAGACUAAACUGGGCCUUUAACUUGUAUGACCUCAACAAGGAUGGCUGCAUCACCAAGGAGGAAAUGCUUGAUAUCAUGAAAUCCAUCUAUGACAUGAUGGGCAAGUAUACCUAUCCUGCACUCCGAGAGGAGGCCCCAAGGGAGCAUGUGGAGAGCUUCUUCCAGAAGAUGGACAGGAACAAGGAUGGCGUGGUGACAAUUGAGGAAUUCAUUGAGUCUUGCCAAAAGGACGAGAACAUCAUGAGGUCCAUGCAGCUCUUUGACAAUGUCAUCUAGCUCCCUAGGAAAGGGGGUCAGUUGUCCUGGGGGGACCAUACUCUAGCCCUAGUGCAGGUGGAACUAGCCCUUCUCUUCCCAGGUCUGUCCUCAUCCUAGCCCAGCCCUGGGGGCUGUAGGAAUCUAAGAGCCUGGGGAUUCAGUGGUCCAGAUUGCUGGAGCUAAAGGGGCCAGGGCAUGGGUAGAAUGUAUCUGUGGGGUGUUCCCAACUCCCAACAGCUCCCACCCUCUUCCUGCCUGACACUCAGUGCUGAGGGUACCCCUGCUAUAGGAAAUAAAUGGUUCUCCACCUUCCAUCGCCACUUUAGAAACUACAACACUAGACAAAAUGUCUCCUGCUAUGGUGCUUUCCCUAUCCCUGACCUCAUAUGCAUUUCCUCUAAGAUUUUCUUCUCAGAGAGUCUGCUCUGUCCAUGCACUGACUGGCCUUUUAGACCAGGGCCUUUGAGAGCCUUGUAGGAGGGGGACAAGAAGGCCUGAGCCAAGUGGUUAGAUCAUAGAUGGCUGGGGUAGAGUUCAGAAAGGCCUGGAGAUUGUCAGUGACACCAUAAGUCAUGCCAGACUAUAGCUCUGAGCUCCACAGGUUUGCCAUUCCAGGCUAUCAGAAUAUGAAUUUCAGGCCCUUCAGAAGACUCUUGUCUCCUUGGAAAUAUACCCUGGAAAUUUCCAUACUCUCCUCAGUAUUCCAGGAGAGCCUGGGAUCCUGAUGUUUGGCUCAUGCCUGGAAUUCCUUCCUCUCCUUACUUUCUGUUUGUGGGGGUGGAGGCAGCAGCAGGGGAAUAUGGGUGGGAGAUGUCCCAGCUGUAUCUGCCAAAGUUUUAGCCUACCCUCCCUGAUGGCUACAACUUAAGUUUUCAUUUGCCAUUUCUUCUAGACUUGGAGGUAUGGAGUGAGUCAGGGACCAUCCAGUGGAUGCCUUAGAAGAAAGGGGAAGGAGGGAGGCAGGCAUAGCAUGCGUGUGAGGGGGCAUUCACUAGAAUCUUUGAUCUACCCAGGCUCUGUUCCCACACCCCACAUAGCCUCCUGAAUUCCUACUUAGGGUCUCCUCUUGCUUUAUUCAAUCUACCAAGAGAUGCCCCUGUACACACCUAGAAGGCAGGGACCACCCUUGCCAUGCUGCCACCCUUUAAUAAACCUGCUCGUUCCAUUUAGCUCACCCUCCCAGUCAGUCAGGAUCUGAGGGGAAGGGCCCUGAGGGAGCCCCCUUUCCCAUCAGAACACUGUUGACUGCUUUGCAUUUUUGGCUCCUCUGUAUAUUUUGUAAAAUAAAAAAAUACACCAAUCCAAUAAAACACAAUGGCUAUGCA